This is a messenger RNA of Anthonomus grandis grandis, 1380 nucleotides long. RefSeq names its product piggyBac transposable element-derived protein 4-like. The record is from RefSeq and is a predicted model, not a curated record. The transcript is spliced from 2 exons. Bases 616 to 1365 code for a protein of 249 amino acids. Lineage: Eukaryota; Metazoa; Arthropoda; Insecta; Coleoptera; Curculionidae.
UGUAAAAGUGUAAAUUGUAAUGAUGGAUUCCAAAGAAGAGAAGAGAUUGUUGCAUUUGUUUGACACUGUAGAACCAGAGAGCGGAUCAUCCUCUGUUUCAGACUUUUUUGACAGUGAUGCAGAUCCAGAGUAUGAACCAGGUAGUGAAGAUUCGCACAGUGAGAAUGAAAUUAGUGACAAUUAAGUUUUAAGAAAUGAAGAGUUAAAUAUUGAGCAGGUACCAGCAUCUGAAAAUGUUGCCAUAUCUGACAAGUGGCAAAUACCUGAUCAGAAAAGGGUUAAAAACAUAAAUUAUAAUACGAAUUCCAAAGAAGUAGGCAUAAACCCCGACCUAAUAGAAACAAUGCAAGAUGCCAGUCCAUUUGAUUUCUUUUCUUUAUUUUGUGAUGAAGAAGUGGUAUCCCUGUUGGUAAAUCAAACAAACAUUUACGCUCAAUAAUGUAUCCAAAGGCCCAAUAUAAAGAGAAGUGCCAGAAUUUAAAGCUGGGUGCCAACUAAUCGACAAGAAAUGCAUACCUUUUUAGGCAUACUUAUGUGGAUGGGUUUGGUUGAUAUGCCCUCUCUGGCUCAUAACUGGAAAACCCUCAGUUAUAUAACAGCAAGCUGACAAAAUACAUGGCUAGAAACCGAUUUGAGUUGAUUUUGAGCAUGUUUCAUAUUUCGGAUAACUCGGCACAGGUGCCCGGAAAUAGGCUUCACAAGGUUCAGCCCCUUAUUGACUUGCUAGUGGAUAAGUUUCAUCAUUUUAUAAUUCCGGAAAUCUCACUAUGCAUAGAUGAGUCCAUGGUACCGUUUCAAGGGAGGCUAAGUUUUAGGCAGUACCUGCUAAAUAAAAGGCAUCGGUAUGGUGUUAAAAUUUUUAAGCUAUGCACCGACCCUUUUUACACUUUGCCAUAUAAAGUUUAUGCUGAAAAGGAAGCUCAGCCUGGCAAGUCUGUAUCAUCUAAAGUUGUCAUGGAAUUAAUGGAGCCAUAUUUGGAUUUUGGCAGAACACUAUAUGCCGACAACUGGUAUAACAGUGUUACUUUGGCAGAACAAUUACUGGAUAGAGACACUUUUUUAGUAGGUACCCUGCGGGCCAAUAGAAAACGCAAUCCAACUGAUGUGACUAGAAAAAAACUGAAUAAAGGUGAUAUUGUUGCAAGGCAAAAUGAUCAUGGUGUAAUGGUAUUAAAGUGGAAGGAUCGGCGAGAUGUCCUAGCUAUAAGUUCAAAGCAUAUACCUUCUAUGAUAAAUGUAACACAAAGAAGAGGAGACAAAAUUAAACCACAGGUUAUAGUAGAGUAUAAUGCAGGAAAAUCCUUUAUAGAUGUAUCGGAUCAAAUGAAUUCUUAUAAUUCAUUUUCAAGGAGGUCAUUGAAAUGAUACCGAAAAGUUGCA